AUGCAUACUAGUGCAUUAUUAUUAAAUCAAUUACCAUAUAAAUUGAGAGAUACAAGUGCCCCUUUAAUUUCGUGUGAUAUUGGUGGAUUUAUUUUUCAGAAUGUAUUACUUGACACUAAUGCUAGUAUUAAUUUAUUACCUACGAGUAUUUGUGAUAAAUUUAAUAUUUCUGAUCUUAAACCUUCUACUGUUACCUUACAAUUUGCUGAUAGAUCCAUAAAACAUCCUAAAGGUAUUUUAGAAAAUGUGAUAGUGAUAGUUAAAGGGUGUAAAUUUCCAGUUGAUUUUGUAGUGCUGGAAAUAGAUUUUAAUGGACAGUUUUAUACUAUACCAAUCAUCUUAGGGAGACCAUUUUUGCAUACAGCAAAGAUGAAUAUUUAUUUUCCCAUAGGUAUUGCGAAAAUUUCAUGUAGAGAUCAAUCAAUAGAAAUUAAAAUUUUUGAGGUAUCAAAUGAUGUUAAGAAAUCCCAAAUAUAUGAUUGUCAUACCAUAGAUCUUCUAGAUGAUUUUGAUGAUCCAGAUGUUAUUGAUGACUGUGUGUUGGAAGAAUUAGAGGAAAUAGAGAAUAUAAAUUUAGAAGAAAAGAAAGAAGAAGAUCAUCUGAAUUUAGAGUUGAAACAUCUUCCCUCUAGUUUAAAAUAUAUAUUUUUGGAGGAAAAUAAUUCAUUUCCUAUUAUUAUUGCAGCUGAUUUGAGUGAUGAACAGGAAGAAGAAUUAUUAGAUGUACUUCAAAAAAAUAAGAAGGUUAUGGGCUGGAAAAUGGAUGAUCUAAGGGGCAUUGAUAUGAGUGUAUGCAUGCAUCGUAUAUAUCUAGAGGAAGGGACUAGAAUUAACAGGGAACCACAACAAAGAUUAAAUCCUAACAUGAUGAAAAUUGUAAAAAAAGAAAUUUUAAAGUGA
Spirodela intermedia is the source of this 900-nucleotide messenger RNA. Lineage: Eukaryota; Viridiplantae; Streptophyta; Magnoliopsida; Alismatales; Araceae. The record is from the annotation of a GenBank genome assembly.